Molecule: messenger RNA, 4130 nt
Organism: Triticum dicoccoides
Lineage: Eukaryota; Viridiplantae; Streptophyta; Magnoliopsida; Poales; Poaceae
Product: 5-oxoprolinase-like
Exons: 1
Coding region: 193-3957 (1254 amino acids)
Biological process (GO): glutathione metabolic process
Cellular component (GO): cytosol
Molecular function (GO): 5-oxoprolinase (ATP-hydrolyzing) activity
Source: RefSeq, a predicted model, not a curated record
UAUAUCUGGGAUGAGAUACUUCAGUUGAUCUUUUCACUCCGGUGGAUCCAGUUUACCGCGGAUUCAUUUGCUCUUUGUUGGCAGAGUAAUGGUAGCUCGUUGCAGGUUAUAACCAGUUACUGACGACCAUGCUGUUUGAUGCUUGUAGAGGACUCAGAUUCCUGGGGUGUUGUUAUCUGAGGAGGGAGAAAGAUGGGCAGCGUGGACAAGUUCAGGUUCUGCAUUGAUCGGGGCGGCACGUUCACCGACAUCUACGCCGAGGUCCCCGGCAGGCCGGAAGGCUAUGUCAUGAAGCUCCUCUCCGUCGACCCGUCCAACUACGACGAUGCUCCCAUUGAGGGGAUCAGGAGGAUUCUAGAGGAGUUUUCCGGCGAGAGGAUCCCCCGGUCGUCCAAGAUCCCAACCGGCAUGAUUGACUGGAUCCGGAUGGGCACCACGGUGGCCACCAACGCGCUUCUUGAGAGGAAGGGUGAGAGGAUCGCGCUAUGUGUCACCCGGGGAUUUAAGGACUUGCUUCAGAUUGGUAACCAGGCCCGGCCGAACAUAUUUGAUCUGAAGGUCUUGAAGCCUUCGAAUCUGUACGAGGAGGUGGUCGAGGUCGAUGAGCGGGUUGAACUUGUUCUUGAUGGUGAGAGGGAUGAUUCAGCCAUUGAAGGGAUCUCAGGGGAAUUGGUCAGGGUGGGGAAGCCAGUUGAUGUGGAGUCAUUGAAGCCUUUACUGAAAGGUUUGCUUGACAAGGGUAUACGGUGUCUGGCGGUGGUGCUGAUGCAUUCAUAUACCUAUCCCCAUCAUGAGCUCCUCAUUGAGAAACUAGCCCUGGAAAUGGGAUUUAAGCAUGUAUCUUUGUCUUCAUCGUUGACACCGAUGGUACGCGCAGUACCUCGGGGUCUCACAGCCAGUGUGGAUGCUUAUCUAACACCAGUCAUCAAAGAGUACCUAUCAGCAUUCAUGUCAAGAUUUGAAGGGGGAGCUGAACAAGUCAAUGUGCUGUUUAUGCAGUCAGAUGGUGGUCUUGCCCCGGAGAGCAGAUUCUCUGGGCACAAAGCAGUAUUGUCAGGCCCUGCAGGUGGUGUUGUUGGCUACUCACAGACCUUGUUUGGACUUGAGACAUCAAAGCCGCUCAUUGGGUUUGACAUGGGAGGUACAUCCACCGAUGUGAGCCGCUAUGAUGGAAGCUAUGAACAAGUUCUUGAGACCCAAAUUGCUGGGGCAAUCAUUCAAGCUCCCCAGCUUGACAUAAACACAGUGGCUGCUGGUGGCGGAUCAAAGCUUAAGUUUCAGUUCGGAGCCUUCAAGGUUGGGCCAGAAUCGGUUGGAGCACACCCUGGUCCAGUUUGCUACAGGAAAGGUGGUGAGCUGGCAAUUACUGAUGCCAACUUGAUCUUGGGGACCGUUAUUCCUGAGUACUUCCCAUCCAUAUUUGGUCCUAAUGAAAAUUUGCCCCUUGAUUAUGAGGCUACAAAAAGGGCAUUUGAGGAACUUGCUGUUGAGAUCAACUCUUAUCGGAAGAGUCAGGACCCAUUAGUGAAGGGCAUGACAAUUGAGGAGAUUGCUCUUGGGUUCGUCAAUGUUGCAAACGAGGCAAUGUGCCGACCGAUACGCCAGUUGACAGAAAUGAAGGGGCAUGAUACUAAGAACCAUGCACUAGCGUGCUUUGGUGGUGCAGGUCCUCAGCAUGCAUGCGCUAUAGCAAGGUCCCUAGGCAUGUCUGAGUUACUUAUUCAUCGUUAUUGUGGCAUAUUGAGUGCAUACGGGAUGGGCCUUGCUGAUGUUAUUGAAGAUCUGCAAGAACCUUAUUCUGCUGUUUAUAACACAGAUUCUGCCGCAGAGGCAUCUCGUAGAGUAGCUCAUUUGGUAAAGCAGGUGAAAGAAAAGCUAGUGGAGCAGGGAUUUGGAGAUGAGAGCAUCAGGACAGAUUCAUACUUGAACUUGAGGUACGAGGGAACUGAUACAGCAAUCAUGGUUAAACAGCCCGAGAAAGAAUCUGGAUGUGAUUAUGCUGAUGAGUUUGUUAAAAUGUUUCAACAAGAGUAUGGCUUCAAAUUGUUACACAGAAAUAUACUCAUAUGCGAUGUAAGAGUCCAGGGUGUUGGUGCCACCAACAUUUUGCAACCUCGUGAACUGACGCCAAUAUCAACUAAACCCUUGCAAGAAAGUUCAUGCAAAAUUUAUUUUUCACAUGGAUGGCAAGAAACUCCACUAUACAAGCUCGAGAAUUUGGGUUAUGGACAUGUCUUGGAGGGCCCUGUGGUUAUUAUGAAUGGGAAUAGUACAGUGAUAGUAGAAAAAGACUGCAAGGCUGUCAUCACUAAGUAUGGCAACAUAAGAAUUGAGAUCGGUGCAUCUCUGAGUACUGUAGAAAUAUCAGAAACAGUAGCUGAUGUAGUUCAACUUUCUAUCUUUAAUCACCGAUUCAUGGGUAUUGCCGAACAGAUGGGUCGGACACUUCAAAGGACUUCCAUUUCCACAAACAUAAAGGAACGGCUGGACUUCUCUUGUGCUUUAUUUGGUUCAGAUGGUGGCCUUGUAGCAAAUGCCCCUCAUGUUCCUGUACACUUAGGAGCCAUGUCUAGCACUGUAUGCUGGCAACUUAGUUAUUGGGGUGAUAACCUGCAUGAGGGCGAUGUUCUUGUUACAAACCAUCCAUGUUCUGGGGGUAGCCAUCUGCCAGACAUCACAGUUGUCACACCAGUGUUUAAUGAUGGUAAGCUGAUCUUUUUUGUUGCUAGUAGAGGUCACCAUGCAGAGAUUGGAGGUAUCACGCCAGGAAGCAUGCCUCCUUUCUCAAAAUGCAUCUCGGAGGAAGGUGCUGCCAUCAAAGCGUUUAAACUUGUGGAAAGGGGUGUUUUUCAAGAGGAAGGAAUAGUUCAGUUGCUGCAGUCACCCUGUUCUGAUGAACUUACCAAUGAAAAAAUUCCAGGAACACGCAAGAUUGCGGACAAUCUUUCUGAUCUCCGUGCUCAGGUGGCAGCAAACCAACGAGGAAUAACACUUAUCAAAGAACUGAUAAAUCAGUAUGGCUUGAUCACUGUGCAGUCUUACAUGAAUCACGUCCAAAAGAAUGCUGAGGUAGCUGUGAGAGAGAUGCUCAAGGUAGUCGCAUCUAGAGUUGAAAAGGAGACAGGGUCUUGUGUGAUUGAAGAUGAAGACUACAUGGAUGAUGGCUCUGUGCUCCAUUUGAAGCUCACGCUUGAUUCUCGUCGAGGUGAGGCUACCUUUGACUUUGAGGGCACCAGUCCUGAGGUGUACGGUAACUGGAAUGCUCCUGAAGCAGUAACAGCAGCUGCUGUCAUAUACUCCCUGCGAUGCUUGGUGGAUGUAGAUAUACCCUUAAAUCAAGGUUGCCUAGCUCCUGUGAAGAUCAUCAUCCCCAAGGGCUCUUUCCUUUCACCAAGUGACAAGGCUGCAGUGGUUGGCGGCAAUGUGUUAACCUCUCAGAGGGUGACAGACGUUGUCCUAAUGGCGUUCGAAGCCUGUGCCUGCUCUCAGGGCUGCAUGAACAAUCUGACCUUUGGAGAUGACACUUUUGGUUACUAUGAGACUAUCGGAGGUGGCUGUGGUGCCGGGCCGAGCUGGAAUGGUACAAGUGGUGUUCAGUGUCACAUGACGAACACAAGGAUGACUGAUCCAGAGAUCUUUGAGCAGCGGUACCCAGUUCUUUUGCACAGAUUUAGCAUCAGAGAGAGCAGCGGAGGCUCUGGUUUCCACAGAGGUGGUGAUGGCCUAGUAAGGGAGAUUGAAUUCCGCCGGCCUGUUGUCGUGAGCAUUCUUUCUGAGAGGCGGGUUCAUGCUCCCAGGGGACUGAAGGGAGGGGAAAAUGGAGCCGGUGGCGCGAACUAUCUAGUCAGGAAAGAUGGUCGCAGAGUUUUCCUUGGAGGGAAGAAUACUGUCACAGUUAAUGCUGGUGAGAUUCUUCAGAUCCUCACUCCUGGUGGGGGCGGUUUCGGCUCUCCUUGAUGGCGUCCUUGCGGACGCUGAUCUCCCUUGUUUUCUAUUUACAUAUAAUAAAGCUUGCACAUACAUUAUCUGGUACAGAUCCCAGCUGUUAUCGAUGCUUCUGAGGCACUAGAGCUGAAUAAAUCAUGAUCAUUGCUUGCUUUUAUCCGAACUACUUUUGCUCGGCGUUCUAA